CAAAACAAGCAUGGAGCGAAAAUGCAAACCACCUGAAACAGAGGAUCUCCAGACAAUGAAAAGCUGUCUAACUUUAGAAACCCCAUUUAUCAACUUUUUGUGUGAUGCUAUACAUUCUUUGCUAGAUCUUGCAAUGAAAAACACCCAAAUAUUGAUCAUGUUUCUAUAGAUUUUUUUAUCGAUCUCGUCUAUAGAUAGUGAUUGUAUGGAAAAUGGGUAUUAACGUGAAGGAGACCGGUGCAACAAUAUGGAAAGUUUUUAGAUUCUCAAUGAACACAAGCAUCAAAUUCAUGAGAAACCACCCGGUCUCGUCAGGGGUUUCCAUGUUUUUACUUGCGCUAUACGUCAUCCUUCCUUCAUUGUUCUUCUUCUUGAUAUACUCGUCGCCGGUUCUUGCUUGUGGUGUAGUGUAUGCCCGAGAAAAGAUGGGAUUGAGUAUUCCAUCUUCAGGAUCAAAGAGUUGUGGAGGAGAAAAGGAUGGUGUUAGAUGUUACUUAAGACAACAAAGAAGUGUUAGACGAAACGCUAGAAUGCAAGUUGAAGAAUGGGACUCACAAACAAGCGAGGAAGAGAAGGACAAAGUUAUCUUGACCUCUCUUUACAAUGAACUUCUCGGUCGUAAACCACAUUUCGAGGAGUCUCCUAAAGCAAUAGAAACAGAAGUUGUAGAAGACAAUGAGAAGUCUGUUGGUGAGGAAGACUCGCAAAUGUCUUAUGUUAACGUUGAAGAACCAAUGGUUUGCAAUAGGGUCAAAGAAGAGAAAGAAGAGAUGAGGGAGGAGAUGAGCAAUUCUAAUGAACAUGGGGUUUCAGAGAUUGAUAGAGAUAGGAGACUAGAGAGUCUAAUAGCAAGAAGAAGAACAAAACGUCUCUUCAAACUAGCUCUUCAUCAACAUAAUAAGCAUCAAGCUGAGGAAACAGCUAGGUCUACACAUAACAGCAACCUUCGUGUUAACAUUCCAGGGAAAAAUAACAACAACCCUUUUGAAAAACGUCGAAACUACUAUCCAUCAGAUGAUGAUAGUACUGUUAUGGGAUUACAAUUUCCAUCCUCAGCACCUUCUGUGAUGUUACAAGCUAGAAACCCUUUUGACAUUCCUUAUGAUCCUCAAGAGGAAAGACCUAUUCUUAGUGGAGACAGCUUUGAUCAAGAGUUUUCAUUUUUGGACCAUAAAGAUAUGUUCCUCUCUCGUCAUGAGAGUUUCUCUCGCUUUGAUCUUUUCUCUCCAAAACGUUUAGGUAACAUGUUCUUAAAGUUAUUAGAUUUGGAGAAUGAAUAUGAACAAAAUACAAUAGAAGAUGACAAUAAAUGUGUUGAGAGUGGAAAGCUAGAAGUGAAUAAUGAGACAGAUUCAAACAAUGAAGAUGAUGAUGAUGAUUCAAGCUGUUCAGAAGAAAGUGAGUCAGAACACAACCGUUUCAACAAAGCAGAACUCAGAGAAGCUAUUAGCCACACCAUGGAUAACUAUCCUAGUUUUCUUGUGAAUCAAGCAAGAAAUAACAUCCCAAGCCCGUUACCUAGAGGCUUAGCACCGCCAAAAAUUGAUGAUAACAAUAUGUUUUAUGCUCGUAGACGCGAACAUUCGCACAGUAGAACAUUCUCCAUGGCCUCAGAUAUGCAAGUGGAGGUUUCAGAGAUUGGUUCACCUCCUACUAUGGUUGAUUGGCUUGAUGAAUGGUCUAAUGACGGGGAGUCCUAUAUUUAUGAUACUGAUAUUGAUAGAGAAGUCAUACGCGGUGAAGAAUCAUGCAAGAGUGUCUCUAGCCAAUGUGAAUCAAAAGAGGAUAAUAGUUGGCUAGAGACUAAACCAGUGGCAGAACACCUAAGAAUGACUGAUGAUAUGUAUACAAGAAGUCAAGCUGAAGAGAAUUUUGACCAGAAAUUUUCUAGUUUGAGUGAUGUUUCUAAGCCAACAAGAGGUUUGUUGUUCCAUACAAGCGUGUCAUUGUCGUCUAUAACAGAAGAACCUGAAACAAUCUUUGACUCGGUGGAUGGGGGAACCUCAGAGAAUAUGAACAUCUUGACUACAAAUUUAGCUGACCAGAUAUCUCCAGAUUCAUCUAGGAAGAAGUUUCUUGAUGAGGAAGUUAUUGAUGUGCAACCAUUAGAAAAUAGUGAUCUUUGUGGAUCUCCUAAGAUUAUGGAUUCAGAUAUCAUUGAUCACCAACAGAAAGACCAAAUAUUGAAUAGUAUUCAAGGAGAGUAUGGUACAAAUCAGAUCCAUAUGAAGAAUGAGAACACAAAACCAAAGGAAUAUGAGGCAACUCAGAGCUUAUUGGAUGCUUCUUUAGACAUUCCGUAUAUACAAUCAUUUGAAAGAGAGACAAAUGAAGAAGAAGAUGAUGAGGAACCAGAGUUAAAUAAUUUUACGAAAGAAGUAACAAUACAAACAGAAGAUAAGACACUUCAAGGUGACUUGAAGAGUUCUCCAUCCCAUGUUCUUACAAAACUACUAGAAAGUGAGGCCACGGUAGAGAACGGUCUGGAAUUAGGUAAAAGUACUGAUGCGUAUGCAAAGCCAAUAGCGCUUGAGAAAAGACAUGACGUCUUGGAAGCAUCUUCGAGCCAUUCUUCACAAUUACUUGAGGAUUACGGAAAUGCAGAAAAUGGUAGUGAUUUGUUUCUUCUACAAGUUCAAGACUCUUAUAACUCAGCAUUGGAUGAGUCAACUGAACAUCCACUCUCUAAUGAAGUAGAAAGUUCACGAUUAUCGAAAGAUCUUUGUGGUGAAUCAGCCCAAGAGUUCAACAAUAUAACGAAUGUUGAGGAAGAAUCAACAGCUUCAGAAGGGACUCAUAACUCACAAGGUUCACAACCAUGGACUCAACAGCACGGUACUGAUUCUUCUGAAAGAAUAUCAGCUAGAACAUUAGAGAUCACCCAGCAACCAGAGCAUAGUGAUGCUAUUUAUUCAAACACCGUCUCUCAAGAUACCACUGAUGAAGAUAUAUUUGCCAAGGACUCAACUGCUACUGAGAAGAAUGACGAAGAGAAACUAAAACCUGAUGAGCAAGUUAUAGAACAAGCUGUGGAAAAGGAAUUAGAGCUUGAUUUACAAUCAAUGCACCAUAACACUGGUUUAGUCUCUAAAGAAGAUGAUGAAGAAUCCAAGAAAGUGAAUGGGGCAGUGCACAAGGCCGAGACCACGACAGCAAAGACAGAAACAGAGACUUAG
This is a messenger RNA of Brassica napus (rape), 3176 nucleotides long. RefSeq lists its product as uncharacterized. Bases 213 to 3176 code for a protein of 987 amino acids. The record is from RefSeq and is a predicted model, not a curated record. Lineage: Eukaryota; Viridiplantae; Streptophyta; Magnoliopsida; Brassicales; Brassicaceae. The transcript has 3 exons.